AUGGCUGGCGCACUCGCCCCCGAGAUCCUCGAAGCCUACGAUGCCGUCCGCUCCGACAAGGACGGCACCAACUGGCUCCUCAUCGGCGACGACCCCGCGGUCCGCAACAGGCUGGUCCUGUCGGGCACGGGCUCGGGCGGCCUGUCGGAACUCGUGGCGCGGCUGGAGGACGGGCUCGUGCAGUACGCGUACGUACGCGUCGAGUACGCCAACGACUCGGAGAGCACGCGCGUCAAGUUCGCCCUCGUCUCGUGGAUCGGCGCCGACGUCAGGCCGCUGCGCCGCGGGAGGGUCCUCUCCGAGAGGGGGCAGGUCACCAAGGUGCUCUCCCACUACAGCAUAGAGGUCGACGCGGGCUCGAAGGCGGACCUCGUCGAGGCGGAUAUCGUCGCGAGGCUGAGGAAGGCGGGCGGGGCGGAUUACAAUGGUGGCCGGGGCUGA
Phialemonium atrogriseum is the source of this 441-nucleotide messenger RNA. RefSeq lists its product as uncharacterized. Lineage: Eukaryota; Fungi; Ascomycota; Sordariomycetes; Cephalothecales; Cephalothecaceae. Gene Ontology annotation, cellular component: actin filament; cortical actin cytoskeleton; site of polarized growth. The transcript has a single exon. Gene Ontology annotation, biological process: regulation of actin filament polymerization. The record is from RefSeq and is a predicted model, not a curated record. Gene Ontology annotation, molecular function: actin filament binding. The coding region runs from base 1 to 441 and encodes 146 amino acids.